AUGGGUUGGUUCUUUCGAUCCGAGUUCUUUGACUUUGAGUUCCUCCGAGUCAUCGGCACUGCCCCUGUACAAGGGGCCGAGAUAGGUGAAUGCCUAGCUGCCAAAUCUUGCAUCCAAGAUGGCAAUAUCGACAGCUGGCAUGAAACAUGGGUUAGAUUUGGCAAAAUGGCAGACAGCCUCGGAGCCCAAGCCCUAGAAGUCAAGGAUCACGAAGCAGCUCGAUGGGCCUUUCUUCGAGCUUCAAACUACUGGAGAGCAAGUGAGUUCUUCCUGCACUGCAAUCCCACCGAUCCGAAAAUCUGCGAAGUCUUCGAGAAGAGCGUGGCAAGUUUCCGACAGGCGAUCAAGCUAUUCGACGGAGAAGUUCCGCUUCUGGAAAUUCCUUUCGAGGACAUGGUCUUGCCUGGCUACCUCUUCCUCCCACCGGCGCAUAAGCAACUCCCUGGUGGCACACCACUUCUGAUCCACACCGGUGGAUUUGAUUCCAUCGGCGAGGAGCUCUACUUCUAUGUUGCUUCCGGAGCGACCAACCGGGGCUACGCCGUUCUCAUAUUCGACGGGCCGGGUCAGGGGGCUGUUUUGCGUCAGCAGAAACGCCGUUUCCGGCCUGACUGGGAAGUUGUGAUCUCCCGUGUUCUUGACUAUGUGACUGGGGGCGCCAUCCCAUCAGCCUACCGGAUUGAUAUCGACCGCAUUGCGAUCUUCGGGGCAUCAAUGGGCGGUUAUCUGGCGCUACGUGGAGCAGCCGACUCUCGGAUCAAAGCAUGCGUUUCCUGCGAUGGAUUCUACGAUAUGUUCGACAUUACUCGGACGCGCAUGCCUUCCUGGUUCAUCAAUAGCUGGAUAUCAGGAUGGAUGAGUGACUCCGUCUUCAAUUCGGUUGUGGCCGUGUUGUCCCGUCAAAGCUUCCAACUGGCCUGGGAGUUCGGACACAGCAUGUGGGUCUAUGGAGAUGCCACGCCAGCGGAUGUAAUGCGCACCAUGCAGACAUUCACUCUAAAGCAGUCAGACGGCUCGGAGUUUCUCCAUAAGAUCCGUGGGGCGGUCCUUGUUACUGGGGCGCAGGACACCAUGUACUUCACGCCUGAUCUGAAUGCGCGCCGAAUCUUCGCCCGCCUCGACCAUUUACCUGAACACCGGAAAGACCUGUGGGUGCCCACGGGUGUGGACCUCGGGGGCCUACAAGCAAAGAUUGGCGCAAUUGGCAUGAAACAGCAGCGUAUGUUUGCGUGGCUGGAUCAACAGUUGGAAAUUCGCCGAUGA
Monascus purpureus is the source of this 1263-nucleotide messenger RNA. The record is from the annotation of a GenBank genome assembly. NCBI's taxonomy places the organism in Eukaryota, Fungi, Ascomycota, Eurotiomycetes, Eurotiales, Aspergillaceae.